CACACACACACACACUUACACGCACACCCACUCCCUCCUCCAGCCCCACCGCCCCCGCCAUGGCCGCGUCCACCCUGUCCGUCUGCUCCAGCGACCUGAGCUAUGACAGCCGCGUCUGCCUGCCCGGAUCCUCGGACUCCUGCCCCGACCCCUCCUGGGAGGUGGACGACUGCCCAGAGUGCUGCUGCGAGCCCCCGUGCUGCGCCCCGGCCCCCUGCCUGACACUCCUGUGCAGCCCCUGCCAGUCGGCCCUCACCGGCUCCUGCUGCUGGCCGGCCUGUGGCCCCUCCUCCCCCUGCCAGGGACACUGCUGCACCCCUGUGUGCUGCAAGCCUGUCUGCUGCACCCCUGUGUGCUGUGAGGACUCCUCCUGCACAACCUCUUCAUGCUGCCGGCCCAGCCCCUGCUGCAGACCCUCCUCCUGCAUGUCCCUGCUCUGCCGCCCCGUGUGCAGGCCCGCCUGCUGCACCCCUGUGUGCUGUAAGCCCGUCUGCUGCACCCCUGUCUGCUGCAAGCCCGUCUGCUGCACCCCUGUCUGCUGCAAGCCUGUCUGCUGCACCCCUGUGUGCUGUGAGGACUCCCUCUGCACAACCUCUUCAUGCUGCCAGCCGUCCUGUGGCCCCUCCUCCCCCUGCCAGGGAGACUGCUGUACCCCUGCGUGCUGCAAGCCCUGCUGCACCCCUGUCUGCUGCGAGGACUCCCUGUGCUCAGCCCCCUCCUGCUGCCAGUCCAGCCCCUGCUGCAGACCCUCCUCCUGCGUGUCCCUGCUCUGCCGCCCCGUGUGCAGGCCCGCCUGCUGUGCCCCUGCCUCCUCCUGCUGCCGCCCGGCCUCCUGCGUGUCCCUGCUCUGCCGCCCCGUGUGCCCCCGCCCCGCCUGCUGCGCCCCUGCCUCCUCCUGCUGCCGCCCGGCCUCCUGCGUGUCCCUGCUCUGCCGCCCCGUGUGCCCCCGCCCUGCCUGCUGCGGCCCUGUCUCGGGCCAGCCCUGCUGCUGACCGGCUCCAGCUUCUGCCUCUAGAACUGCCAUCUUUGCUCCAGAGCACAGACGUCCUCUCUCAGGAGCCCCGGAACCCCUCUGGGGGCGCCAGGACGCCCCUGCCCCUCGGUGGAUGCACAGCUGCUGCCUCCCGGGGAUCCGGACAUGCCCGGCUUCCCUUUCUGCAAAGACAGGUCCCUCAACGGGGUGGGGGGGUGCGGGGGCUGCUGCCCCCUGGAGCCCUCCCCUGCAGGGCUGGUUGCUCUCAUUCCGGGUGACAAAGGCCACUGCUAUCAUCAAUAAAAUGUCUGGAUCAUGAAA
This is a messenger RNA of Acinonyx jubatus (cheetah), 1294 nucleotides long. RefSeq names its product keratin-associated protein 10-8-like. Lineage: Eukaryota; Metazoa; Chordata; Mammalia; Carnivora; Felidae. The transcript has a single exon. Bases 60 to 992 code for a protein of 310 amino acids. Gene Ontology annotation, cellular component: keratin filament. The record is from RefSeq and is a predicted model, not a curated record.